This is a messenger RNA of Exophiala mesophila, 900 nucleotides long. RefSeq lists its product as uncharacterized. The coding region runs from base 1 to 900 and encodes 299 amino acids. The record is from RefSeq and is a predicted model, not a curated record. Gene Ontology annotation, molecular function: oxidoreductase activity, acting on NAD(P)H, oxygen as acceptor. Lineage: Eukaryota; Fungi; Ascomycota; Eurotiomycetes; Chaetothyriales; Herpotrichiellaceae. Gene Ontology annotation, cellular component: intracellular anatomical structure. The transcript has 4 exons.
AUGGCCGUGAUGAAAGCGCCAAACUGGCGACUGAUCAGUAGUGGAAUGCCCAUAGGGUCUCUCGCCUCUGGCAGGAUUAGCUUGGGCAGACUCUCUCGCACGUUCACCGCCUCUUCUGGUUGCCAAUCCAAUGCAUCUCGUUCCAAGCAGGCAAUGCCAACAGCACCACUUGCCGUGGAUGGUCAAAGAUCAACGCCAUUGUCAGAUGCCUUCUCCUUGAAGGGAAAGGUCACUGUGGUAACUGGGGGUGGUCAAGGUAUCGGGCUUUCUCUUGCACGAGGCGCGGCCGAGUUAGGCAGCGAUGUAGCCGUUCUAGAUCUUUCAGAGAAUCCAAAAGAUGAAUACGCUGAGUUGGAGAAGACUGAAGGGAGCUAUGCUGAAUGGAGCAGCAUUACAUCUGCAGGAAUCGUCGCUGACAAGUCAUUCUUCGAGACGACCUGGGAGGAGGCCUCGAAGAUCUUGAAUGUGAAUCUGCUGGGCACAUACUUCACAGCGCAGUUGGCUGCAAAGAGGAUGAAAGCGCAGAGUUCUGGAGGCAGUAUUGUGUUGAUCGCUUCGAUUUCUGCUCAUGCAGCUCUGCCAUCUCAGAACCUAUCUAUCUACGGUUCCUCCAAAGGCGCUGUCAAGACAUUAGCGCGGCAUCUUGCCGUCGAACUCGGUCCAAUAGGAAUUCGGGUAAAUUCUGUGUCACCUGGAGCGAUUGAAACAGAGUUGACGAGAAACCUUGCCGUGACGAACCCUGAAUUGAUGUCGCGUUUUCGAGCCUCCACCCCAUUGGGGCGUGUUGGCCAGAGAGAGGAUUUGAAAGGAAUUGUAGGAUACCUCAUGAGCGAUGCUGCUGCAUACACGACGGGUACGGAUAUUUUGGUGACCGGGGGUAUGCACGCAGGCCAUCUCUGA